AUGGGCGAUAAUUCACAAGAAAUAGUGACACUGGAAUAUAAUUUAUCAACAGUUAUUAUUGAUGGUGAUAAUGGUGUUAAAAACGAUACUGUAGUCAAUGAUGAAUCUAAAACCGACUCACAUGAUGGUAAUGACAAUAGCAAUCUUAAUAGAAAAAAAACAUUCAGUGCUAAAGUUGAAGAUUAUAAAGAUGGUUUGUCAUUAUCAAUGAGAGAAAAAUCAAUGAUAUCAUGUCUGCAUGCUAGUACAAUUAUUAAUGUGUUAAAACAUGAAUCAGCUUGA
Messenger RNA from Didymodactylos carnosus, 282 nucleotides. NCBI's taxonomy places the organism in Eukaryota, Metazoa, Rotifera, Eurotatoria, Philodinida, Philodinidae. The record is from the annotation of a GenBank genome assembly.